Messenger RNA from Rotaria sp. Silwood1, 1398 nucleotides. Lineage: Eukaryota; Metazoa; Rotifera; Eurotatoria; Philodinida; Philodinidae. The record is from the annotation of a GenBank genome assembly.
AUGUUCCGUAGACGUCGUUAUUCACUUCAAAAAUGUAUUAUUUUUGUUAUAUUACUAGUACUUAUAUUUACGAUUUUUUUAUCAUUUUCUCCUCCAUCAUCUUUUCAAUCAAAAGAUAUAUUACAUGUUACACAAUUAUCAUUGAUGAAAACUCCUUCAAAACAAAUUAUAAGGCAAGAUGAUGUUCCGGAUAUAUUUGAAUUAUCUCUAUGGCGUCAUAUUCUUAUUGGUGCUAAAGGUAAUCAAACAUUAUGUGAAGUUCCUUCUCAAUAUCGUCCUAUUGCAAAUGCUUUUUGUCGAGCACAAAAUAGAGAUGAUUGUCCUAUGAUUCCAUGUACACUUAUUUAUCUUACUGAUGAAUUUAUAACAUAUGUCGAAUGUCUUCGAGGUGGAAAAGUAGCUAUUGAUGUAGAACCUGAUUGGGUAUGUCGAAAAAGUCCAGCUUUAGAAUUAUUUUCUAAUCCUCGUCGAAAACCAUCUGUAUGUGCUGAAGCAUAUACAACAAUAACUUCAGAAUUAUAUGGUCAAGCAUUAGCACCAUAUCGUGAUGAAGAAACAUCAAAAUGGGGUUUAACAUUGGAAGGUGAAUCAAUAGGAUAUUAUCCUUCUAUUGCUCAUAAAAAACGACUUUUAGCAUUGUUUGAUAUUACUAUUGGGUAUGAUCGGCGAUUUUUUGAUCUUAUUACGGAUGUACAUUUACCUGAUUAUGUAGAUAAAAUAACAAAUAAAAAUAAACAACGAUUAACAGUAAAACAAGCUCUUAGAAAAAGAUUUAGAGGACGAUCACCUAUUUUAUGGAUAAAUAGUAAUUGUGAUACUCCAUCAAAUCGUACUGCAUAUAUGCUUGAAUUAAUGCGUUAUGUUAGUGUUGAUGUUCGUGGUAAAUGUGGAAAUCCAUUAUGGAAUGAAUCAUUAGCUAUAACUGAUCCUAAACAAUUGGCUACAGAAAAAUUAAAUCUUGUUAAACAAUAUCUUUUUACUGUUGCUAUUGAAAAUAGUUUAGAAUAUGAUUAUGUUACGGAGAAAUUAUGGCAACCAUUAGCUGCUGGAAGUGUUCCACUUUAUUUAGGUGCACCAAAUGUUGAUGAAUGGCUUCCAUGUUAUAAUUAUUCAUGUAUUAUUCAUUUAAGAAAUUUUACAUCAAUAAAAGAUGUUGCUAAUUUAAUAAAUCGUCUUGCAAAUAAUAAAACACUUUAUGCUGAAUAUCAUCAAUGGAGAAAUGAAGAAAAUGUUCGAUCAAGUUUUAUUAAAAUGAUUAAUUAUUUUCAAGAAGCAAAUCAACAUUCAAUUGAAUGUCUUCUUUGUGAUAUGGUUUAUCGACAUGAUCAUGGAAGAAUUAGACGAAAAUUAUUAGCAGCUAAAAAUCCAUUCAAUGAUACAUUUCCUUCUUUAAUUUAA